CCCUGGCUCCCGUAAAGAUGGCUGACGCGGUGCAGCCAGGCCCCAGCAGCCUGCGGAUACCCGUGGAUAAUUUAUCAGCCCCGUCAUCGCCUGCGACAGCUAGAAACGACUGCAGCAUCACACCCCUCACACCCUCACCCUCACCGCUGGUGGAGGUCAAACCCAGGAUGUCCUGUCCGUUCUCGGUUGUCGUGGCGAUAGACUUUGGGACGACCUCCAGCGGCUACGCGUUCAGCUUCACACAGGACUCAGAAGCCAUUCACAUGAUGAAGCGCUGGGAGGGCGGCGACCCAGGGGUGGCCAAUCAGAAGAGCCCGACCUGCCUGCUGCUGACUCCUGAUUUGCGGUUCCACAGUUUUGGGUUUGCGGCCCGGGACUUCUACCACGACCUAGACCCGGAGGAGGUCCGGCACUGGCUGUACUUUGAUAAGUUCAAGAUGAAGAUCCACAGCACAAGUGACCUCAGCAUCGAGACGGAGCUGGAGGCGGUCAACGGACGGAGGGUCCGAGCCAUUGAGGUCUUUUCUCACGCCCUGCACUUCUUCAGGGAACAUGCCCUAAAGGAGGUGAAGGACCAGUCGUCAUCGGUGCUGGAGGGAGAAGAUAUCAGAUGGGUAAUCACCGUCCCCGCUGUGUGGAGACAACCUGCCAAACAGUUCAUGAGAGAGGCUGCAUACCUGGCGGGUCUGGUGUCUCCCGACUGUCCCGAGCAGCUCCUCAUCGCACUGGAACCCGAAGCUGCGUCCAUUUACUGCCGUAAGCUCCGCCUCCACCAGGUGCUUGACCUGAGCUUGCAGCCAAUCACAAACGGCUUUGAUCUGGAAGGGUCCCGGCCCUUUGACUCCAGCUUCAGACAAGCGAGGGAGCAGUUGAGGCGAUCGAGACACAGCAGAACCUUCCUGGUGGAGAGUGGAACUGGAGAGCUGUGGUCUGAGCUACAGACUGGCGACAGGUAUAUUGUUGCCGACUGCGGAGGAGGAACAGUUGACCUGACAGUCCAUCAAAUCGAGCAGCCACAGGGAACACUCAAAGAGCUCUACAAGGCUUCAGGCGGUCCGUACGGUGCCGUCGGAGUAGACCUGGCCUUCGAAGCCAUGCUGUGCCAGAUCUUCGGUGAGGACUUCAUCCAGAGCUUCAAAGCCAAGCGGCCGGCGGCAUGGGUGGACCUCACCAUCGCGUUCGAGGCGAGGAAACGGACGGCGGCGCCGGGCAGGACCAACGCCCUCAACAUCUCCCUGCCCUUCUCUUUCAUCGACUUCUACAAGAGACAUAGGGGGCAGAGUGUGGAGGCCGCCCUGAGGAGGAGCAAUAUGAACAUAGUGAAGUGGUCGUCCCAAGGGAUGCUGCGGCUGACACAGGAAGCCAUGAACGAGCUCUUCCAGCCCACCAUCGUCAGUAUCGUCAAACACAUUGAGGAGCUGAUGGCAAAGCCGGAGGUGCGCGGCGUGCGUUUCCUCUUCCUGGUCGGCGGUUUUGCAGAGUCGCCCAUGCUGCAGAAAGCGGUCCAGAGAGCACUGGGGCGGGCGUGUCGCAUCAUCAUCCCUCAUGACGUCGGGCUGACCACACUCAAGGGCGCCGUGCUCUUCGGGCUGGACCCCACCGUGGUCAGAGUGCGCCGAUGCCCCCUGAUCUACGGCGUCGGCGUCUUGAACCGGUUCGUGGAGGGGCGCCAUCCUCGUGACAAACUCCUCAUCAAGGAGGGUCGAGAGUGGUGCACCGACAUCCUCGACCGGUUCGUCUGCGUCGACCAGUCGGUGGCUCUGGGCGACGUCGUGAGGCGGAGCUACACGCCCGCUCGCCUGGGCCAGCGAAAGAUCAUCAUCAACAUUUACUGCAGCUCGGCGGACGACGUUACCUACAUCACCGACCCCGGAGUCAGGAAGUGCGGGACGAUAACUUUGGACCUACCGGAACCGUUACCGCUACCGAGGGCAGUGGGAGGAGCAGGAGGAGGAGGAGCGGUCCCAGAGAGGAGAGAGAUCAGGGCGACCAUGCAGUUUGGAGACACGGAGAUCAAAGUCACAGCCGUUGAUGUCAUGUCUAACCGCUCCGUCCGGGCUUCCAUAGACUUCCUGUCUAACUGAGGAGGAGCAGGAAGUAGAGACGAGGAUUGGAAAAACAUAGGACAAAUAACAGAUUCUAGGGAUGAUAACUGUGGGGGAAAAAGCGGUACUUUGGGCGUCGGCUUUGCAUUCUAAGAAAAAACUCACAUCCUGUAAUUCAGACGUUUAUGCUACACGUUUAUUCAUUAGAGUAGCAAAAAGGUCACGAGAGAGAAAUAUUUUUUAUUUUUUAAGUACAUACUAAAAAAACAAUGUGUCAGCAUCUCCCUUAAUUGAAGAGUCAGGCGCCCUCUACGUCCAAGAAAAGAAGACAUGAAUUCGGUGUCAUGUCACACCACAUAAUCCUGUCAUUUUCCUGCCCAGAAAUUAUUCACAGGAACACUUGUAUGAAGUCUGUAAAAGCUAAUGCCAGCAGGUGGCUGAGUGCCCUCCCUGCUGCAACGAGGUGUAUUUUAACUAUUGCAUUAAACUACCUAGAGUGAGACUCACUCAUCUUAUUAUAUGAAGACUGCUGCCUCCCCCUCAUAUAAUGGAUUAUAAAGGGAUAUGUCACCAGUUCUGGUCUGAUACCUCAUAUAAAUCCUAUUUACCCAGACUGCAGCUUUGUUUCUCCAUUGUGACUAUGGUAGUGCUCGACCUAGUGGCGAAAAGACUGAACUACAAGCUGUAGGUCAUAUGGGCAGUUAAAGGUUCCCAGCAUGCAGGAGACACACUCCUAAGGUUCCUUCUCUGGGAAAGACUGUGCCAUUAUUGCAGAAUAUGCAGGUUUUUCAUGAAGUACGUCAUCAUUCAAUUUUUCAUUGCAAAUCAGGGUAAGAGCAUCAUCUGUGUGACAAGCUAUUUCUCCAUACUUAGUCAGAUACAAAAAUGGGAGUACACUAGCUAGCCUGUCCAGUUGCUUUCAACCUCAUCUGCUUCUCAGUAGAUGGAGACGGAUCAGUUGUCGUCACUAGACCUUAUGUUACGCCCAGUCUCGGGGAAACCGCAUAACGACGGGUCUCCCCUCCCAAAUAAGGACCAAUGCUGUUAAAGUUCACAAUAUUUAUAUAUUGUGAUGUGGUAUAAAUAAUCAUCAGAGUGAGCCUGGCCCAAAACAACAAACAAAACAAUCUUUGCAAGUAGCCUCACUUCCCUAUAGCCCACCCAAAGUAAACAAAAGGUAUCUUAUCUACCUACUUAACUUGGAAACAGGAGAAAACAAGUGGAACAAAAAGGG
Messenger RNA from Cyclopterus lumpus (lumpfish), 3279 nucleotides. It is a transcript of the gene hspa12b, whose product is annotated as heat shock protein 12B. Lineage: Eukaryota; Metazoa; Chordata; Actinopteri; Perciformes; Cyclopteridae. The record is from RefSeq and is a predicted model, not a curated record. The transcript has 13 exons. The coding region runs from base 18 to 2084 and encodes 688 amino acids.